GCUGGUGCUCUGGAGAGCAUCUGCUGUGCUUUUGCCAAGUAGUUGCAGCGUCUCUAUUAGAUUCAACUUUGACAAAGAAAGCAAGAACAGGGGAAACAAUGGCGAAUGCCCAUCGCGCCAACGUCCUGGUGACCUCCUGUUUGAAAACGCCGGUAGACCCACAUACCAAGGCUCCGUUGGCGUUGUAUGAAAGGCAGCGAACCCUUCCAUAUACGUCAGUAGCUGGUCAUAUUGACAAUCGAGACUACGAAAAAGAGCUGCAGUAUGACGACUCGAGGUCUGACUACGGUGAUGGGGAUGCCCCCGGGAAGGGCAGAUCCCUGAUGAUCAAAGACUACCGAGUGACGGGGGACCACAUCGACCUGCGUGAGUUCUACUUCUCCAACGAGGAGUACUAUCGUAAGCUGGAGGAGCUGAAGAGGGCCCACCUCCGCACCAUGGCCGAGCUAGAGGGCAUGUACCACAAGAAGCUGGAGCCCAAAGGUGCACCACCCUCGGAACACGUGCAGGGGGCACAGGCACACAGAUCGUACUCGAAGAUCAGCCCCAUGCCCGUGAGGCGUCUGAGGAAGGCCCACUCGGCUCUGGAGCUGAGGAGGGGCUCUGGGCUAUCGGACACAUCUGAUGAGGAAGGUGCUGUAGUCAACAACGUGGAGAAGGGUCUGCAGUCCUCCCCCAAAGAGCACAUCAAGAACAUGUGGCAUGACUUCAAGCUGUCGCCUCGCCAGCGCCACCCGUCCACAUCCUCCCUCCAGAGCCUCAUUGGGGGCCACAAGAAAGGCAUCAAGGGUAAGGACCAGAAGCAAGGGUGCAAAGAUGUCAAACACGAGCCUUGGAAACCCAGAGUGACCGUCCCCAAGCCAUUUCACAUGACGCUGCGGGAGAACCAGAAGGGCCAGAAAGGUGUGAAGACACGGUCAGAGAUCGAGCUGGAGAACGCGGCCUUGCGGAAGCAGCUGGAGGAGCUGACAGAGUGCCAGCACAAAUUCCGUGCAAGCUCCGUGCCCGUCCACGUCCGCCUGCCCCCAUACGAGGAGCUCCACGAACGCAACGAGGCGCGGCGGGCCAUGCACGAGCGGGAGCAGCAGCGUCUGUGCUCCACCCAGCAGCUCUUCAGUUUCCUGGAGCGUGAACGUCUCAAGAGGGAGCAGAGAGAGGAGCAGCUCCGCAACCUCCAGCAAAUCAGCCAGGAGAGAGUCCGACCAUUCAGGGCCAAGCCCGUGCCCAAGGCCGUGUAUGAGGCGGCUACGGGCGAGCAACUGAAGGAGGAGCAGCUGUACCGUGCCAUCAAGAUGCAGAUGAGGGCCCAGGAGCUGCUCCACAGCGCCUCCAUGCCACCCAGCAUGCUGGCACGCCACCUUAGCAAAAGGGAGCAUGCUAAGGAUGGAGCCCGGGGGGACACCGCUGGAUCCGAGGAUGACAACAGGGCCCCUUACAGGCCUAAGAUAAACCCGGUGGUGCCUGACUUCGACGCCAGCUACAGGAGGUUCAAGAAGCAGCUGGAGAGCCGGCGCGACGUGAAGCCUUUGACGACGUGCGAGCCGUUCCAGCUCCGGACGUCACAGAUCCCCUCGCACCGCGAACGCAUCCUGGCCGAGAUCGAGAAGGAGCAGAUGAGUCCCCGGGCCAAGCGCUGGCCUUACAUCAGCACAGCUGGGCUCGUCCACUCACACAACUCUAGCCUCUGCUCCUCCCUCUCAGGCAGUCUGGAACAGUUGCCUGCCAAAGUCACCGAUGCCAGCAAAAAACGCCAAGAGGCUGUAAGAAAGGUGCUUGAGCAGAGAAAGAAGGCAGAGGAAGAGGAGGAGAGAUGGAGUGAGAGACAGAAGCAGAGAGAGAAGAAGCUUGCAAAGGUGGUCUCGAAGUGUGCCCAAGCCAAUGAUGCCCACGUGCCCCUCUCCCAGACCAACCAGUCCAAGCUCAAGCAGUUCAGAAAGCAGGACUUUCAGCGGAGGAAGGAGUACCAGGAGGAGAUGAAGGAAAUCCAGGAGAGAGUGAAGGGGAGGCCUCUGCUGUUGGAGCAGGUUGCACAGAUGAAUGCCAAACACGCUGCAGAGAAGCGCUACACAGACACCCUGCGAGGCUGUGGAGUGAGUGAGGACUUUGUCAGUGGCAAGGUGCCCAAGUCCCAGCAGCCAGGUGGCCAAGAAUCUGCAUGCUGGACCACCUCCUCCAGUGACCCAAAACAAAGUGAAAAGGACGAGACAGAUACACUGGCUAUUUACAACACGGUCUUCCAGGAUGAAUACCCAGACGAUUAUGAAGACAGCUUUGCUGACCAAAAACGGGAAGGAGAGCAGGAGGCUGAGAAAGAUGAAUUAAAGUCCAAAAAAGAAGAUGAGGAUGAAGGCCAUGACGAACCAUGGUGGGGGAGGGCGGAUAUUGGGCAUUAUUCAGAUGAUUGCGAUUACUCAGAUCCCGAUGACCAUUACUCAGAUGCCAGUGAGCAUUACCUGCUCCCGGACGAUGAAAAUAAUAAAGGGAGUGACAUCCUCAAAAGGCCCGAGAGUACCCAGAGCAGCCCAAGCCAAAGAAGCGGCCAGCACAGCCGAAACAGUCAGAAAUCAGAGAGGGAUAGGAAAACGCAGCAAUUAGCGGAAAAGAAAAGUAAUGAGGAUGACUAAAAAGUAAAAGGAGUGCAUUUUCUGACAGGUAGGCAGGGCUACAUUGAGGCGAAUGUCUACAACACUGACACACAGUGGUCGAGGUGCUUCUAUUAUAAAAAAGGAUAAAUGCAUGGUAGGAUAUCUGUAUACAUACAGUAAUAAUGGGGAAUUUCAUGUUUAUUACAUUAUUUUGUUGUGUGAGACAGACCAGAGUGAAUUGUAGUACUAGGCUAUGGUUAUAAAAAGGAUCACAUUGAACAGUUUAGGGUACUCUUUGUCUUGUGAUAUCCUACUUUGCAGGAAAUACAAUAGGUUGACCACUUACAUUUGGAUGCUUGUGAUACAUUUUCUUUCGACAAUUAUUUGUCUAAUGUUUUGUGACUAAAUAUAUGUGGCCUAACAUUUGCUAUAUAUUUCAGGGUCAUAAUUUUUUUUCAAUCGUUGCGUAUAUACAUCACAUUUGGGAACAUAAAGGUGUUAUGUAUUUCAUGUACAUUAUGGGAUAUUUAUAUUUCUGUACUACACUUAGCAAUAAAAGAAACUUCCUAUCACUGUC
Molecule: messenger RNA, 3162 nt
Organism: Oncorhynchus gorbuscha (pink salmon)
Lineage: Eukaryota; Metazoa; Chordata; Actinopteri; Salmoniformes; Salmonidae
Gene: fam161a
Product: FAM161 centrosomal protein A
Exons: 7
Coding region: 99-2624 (841 amino acids)
Biological process (GO): cilium organization
Cellular component (GO): cilium
Source: RefSeq, a predicted model, not a curated record